This is a messenger RNA of Capsicum annuum, 7497 nucleotides long. RefSeq lists its product as uncharacterized. The coding region runs from base 3590 to 6973 and encodes 1127 amino acids. The transcript is spliced from 9 exons. The record is from RefSeq and is a predicted model, not a curated record. Lineage: Eukaryota; Viridiplantae; Streptophyta; Magnoliopsida; Solanales; Solanaceae.
UCGAAUUUUGACUUAAUUUAGCCAAUCUAUUUGAUUUGGCCAUAAUUAAAAUCAAAUUGGCUACAAUCGUGAUGCAAUUGGCCAAUUGAUUUUCAAUUUGGCCAAAACUUAAAUAAAUUGGCCAAAUUCCCAAAUUACAUAAUCCACUCAAUUUGUAACCUAAUUUCAUCUCCGUUGGUCCAAACAUCACACCAACCCACUUCCACCAAUAACUCAAUUAGACCGCCCAGGCCCAAUCCAAACUCACCAUGACCCAGCCCAACUCACCUACAUCUUCUCUGCAACAAACAAGAACAAUAGACAACAAUAAUAGCCACCACAUCGACCACAUUCGCGUACAACUCAAAAUCCAUCAACAACACCAAUAUCUUAACCUGAAUCCGACCGACCUCAACCCCAAAACCUUGAAAUCGAUCUGACUCGACCCUUCUCCACGCAUCUCACGCGGGUUUGUGCGAAGAGGGCUCGAGAACAUUCUAGAAGAUCGAUUAGGUGUCAUCCUACAACGUCCAACUCCGCGAAUCUCGGGAUAACAGUACGAUUUUGGUACAUAUUUGGGCAAUUUUGAUUGGUGGGGAGGGGAAUUUGGUUUUUUCAAUAUUCUCGAUUUUCAAAUUCUUCAAAACACUCCCAAAUUUGGUAUAAGUUGGGGAUGGGAAAACCUUAUCAAGAGUUCAAAUUUUGAAUUUCCUUUAGAAAAGAAAUCCCUAAAUUACCCUCAGAUUGGCUUCUAUAUAGAGGAGCCCACUGUUGAGCUGGGAGGGAGGAAUUUUUUUUGGGCUGAGGGUUGAUUUUGGUUCAAAUAUUUCUAAGAAAAAUUUGGGUUUUUUUCUAUCUUCUUCCCUUUUGGGUUGGAAAUUCUUGGGUUGGGAAACUUUUGGUUCCAAAAAGAAUUAGAAAUUUUGGACUCGAAAACCUAGGUAGAAAAUCUCUUUUAGGGUGACAAAACUUUUCUUGGAGAGGAAAAAAUAAGAAAGAAAAAGGGAGAAACGGUCAGCUAGUCGAGUGUUCACGACGGUAUUGAGCUUUCAGGCGGUGGUGGAAAUCCGAAGUUAGCUCGUAGUACUGUUUUGCUGCACCGAAACAGGUAAUAGCCCAUGCCGUUUAAUUUUUGAUUAUUUCUGUUUCAUUUCAAACUUCUGAAAUCCUAAGCUUUUAAUGACAUGAUAUGUUGUUUGUUUAAAUCUCUAAAGUUGUGAACUUUGUAGCUACAUAAUGUACUUGUGUGAUUAAACUUCUGAAGUUAUAAGUUUUAGUGAUAUGGUGUGGUGGGAGUAGCUGUGGAUGGCGAUGAAAGUCGUAGAAUUAUUUUAUAAUAAGUCGUUAUUCUGCUGAAUUAAUAACUAUUUCCAAUUUGACUGCUUCUGGAUGACUUCGCUGUUUUUGUGCCAAUACGGUCCUAAUAGCCUAAUUGUAAUUUUGUCAAAUUUUGUUUGCUGUAGAAUGCUACAAGAUUUCUGUGAUUACCAUGCUAUUUCCAUCGAGUCGAUAUUCUCUCCACAGUCGUUGUGCUUAUUGUCUAGCUUCUUAACUGGUUCAAUCAUCAGUUUGUUCACGGUUUCAUUAUGCAUAUUGAUGUCAAACGUAAGUUUCAAUGAGCACUUCCCCGAUUUAUUGUAAUCAGAGUUGGUAUCUAUGCUUGGGUCGCUAUACAUGCUUUUCCCUUUCCUCUUUCUGGUUGUUCGACUUAUUUUAAAGUUUCUAUUUUUGAUGUUUCCUUUUUUAUUUGACAUCACGAGUAAGUUACUUAUGAGGUUCAAUUACCAACUCUAGUGUAUUUUUCCAUUAAUAAUGUGUAGCUUUAUUAAAGUUUGCAUUUGGUUCACCCCACUUCAAAAGAAAUUACUUGAAAGUUGUUUUUCUCAAGUCCAUUUGUUUCGACUAUGUGGUUUUAUGUGAUUCUUUGACCAAACAUGUUCCUUUUCCCAAUUUUUUGCUUACAAGUUGUGUUUUUCUUAUCAUUUCUCUUCAUAUUUACUGAAACCCGCGAAGUUAGUUUCAAAUAUCUUUCUCCAUCCUAAAAUUCGAUUUACAUGUUUUCAUGAAUUCGUGACAAUCCUAAUUGCUUGACUUUACUAUAUUAUGUAUGCCUAUUUUCCUUGGUAUAUUCAUAUCUUACUUGCACCUUUUGUUUUAUUUUGGGACCACCACAAAUCCUUUUUCAUCCAUAGAUCUAUCAUACCAUUUAUUUGUGCGGCGUUUGGUAUUUUGAAUGUGUAUUGAUCUCAUUUAUCUUUUUCCUUGCAUGUGAAUCCGUUUUGAAGUCCGAAUGGAUUCUAUCCCUAUGCAUCUCUUAGUGGGCCAUUGAGGCCCGCCUUGUCUAUCAAGUCAAGCCCCAACUCGUAAUGUUCUUAAUCUGCCUUAUAUAAUUGCCCUUUUUCCUUAUUGAUUUCAGUAGAUAAUGUACCUGAUUGUCAUUGUAUGUUGUCCACACAAAUUCAAAAGUAUGAUGUUUGUGCUUAAGUUGGUGUAAAAUGGUUUCUCUUACCUAAAUCGCCCUAAUAAAGUGUUUGUGUGGAUUUUCUGUAAAAAUCCUAUUUGGCUAUGAGAUUCUAAUGUUGAAAUAAUUUAUUGUGCACGCCAAAACUCGAAAGUUUGUGUUGACCCUUACCAUUCUCUGUCGAACAUCAAUAUGGCCCUCUUUCCCUUUUGUUGCUAGUUUGCUCAAACCUUAAUUGAUAUUACUUUUGUUUUCUAAUUUGGGAUACCCCACGACUUUCAGCUUGAUUUAUUGAUUACGUUUCCCAUAUGUUAUGUGCAAAUUUGAACUUCUCUCACUCAACUUUGGCUUGGUAUACAUGAUCUUCGUGUGGGUAAAGAUCGAUUUUCUUUAGUUCGUAAUAUCAAUGACUUUCUAGUUUACAUGCAAGUUCACAAAUUCUCUAGAUAAUUUUAUUUCAAAUAAUAAUAAUAGUAAUGGCGACAGUAAGUAUCUAUUUGUAACAUGCAUUCUAGUUCCUUAGUUACCUUUAAGAAAACUUUGGUGGAAUUUUCCUUGGUGCAGUUCUAUCAUUUUGUUAAACCUUUGCAUUUAUUUGGUUGUUGAAGUUUUGUCUUUGAUUAAUUGAAAAAUAGUUCAAACUCAUUUCUUCAGUUACAGUUUUCUUUUACGGUAUCCUUCUGUCUAUGAUCUAAUUUUUGUUCCUCCUAUUAUUUUUUAUUAUUCGUCGCGCCAUUUAUUUAUCUUAUUAAUUUUUUCUUGCCAUGUUUCUUAUCUGCCAUAACCUGGGUGUUGAAUCGCCGCUAAUGUUGCCUUAGUGGGAACCUGAUGGUUCCCUUUAUUAGAGUUAGUUCCUACUUUCUUCCUUAUCACAUGAGUUAAUAUUUAUGUUAUGUUCAGAAGACAUGUUUUGCCUUUUGUAUCGCUUCUUGAAUAGGUACUAAUUUCUUCACUUUUUUUCUUCUUUGCAUGAACUCGCUCGGGAGUCCAAUCAAACUCAUUUUCCUUGCAUUACACAACGGGCCAUUGAGGUCCACUUUCUAGAAGGCAUGGUUAUGAAGAGUCUAAUGAAGAAGAAUGGGUUAAAGUUUCCUUGAAGUGGCUAAGGGAUUUGAAAUUUUUAGGGUUUGAAUUAGCGGAGGGGCAGCCAUGAAGAGCCGGUCUCACCGCCUUCCUGUUGCAAAUCCACAGGAGGACUGGGUUGAUGGUUCAUGGACUGUGGACUGUGUCUGUGGUGUCAAUUUUGAUGAUGGGGAGGAGAUGGUCAAUUGCGACGACUGCGGUGUCUGGGUACAUACACGUUGCGUGCGCUAUGUCAAGAGUGAGAAGCUAUUUGCAUGUGAUAAGUGUAAAAACAAAGCCAGAAGGAAUGAUAGCGAAGAAACUGAGGUUGCUCAGCUACUUGUUGAGUUGCCCACCAAGACUUUGACCAUGAAUUCUCCAUAUCCUAAUUCCGUCCCUAUAAGAAAGCCCUUUAGGCUUUGGACUGAUUUGCCAAUGGAGGAAAGGGUUCAUGUCCAAGGUCUCCCCGGUGGUGAUCCAGCUUUAUUUUCUGGGUUGUCAUCUGUAUUUAGUCGUGAAUUGUGGAAAUGUAGUGGUUAUGUUCCCAAAAAGUUCAAUUUUCAAUAUAGGGAGUUUCCUUGUUGGGAAAAUGAAACAAUAGAGGCUCAUGAUAACUCCAGUGACAAAGGCAAUGAGAUGACUACUGGUAAUGGUGCUGGCACUUUAUUCUCCUUGUCAAAGGAAAACUUCUUGCUUGCACCAGUAGUUAACCCUGUUUCUGAGAAGCCUGUUAUGGAGUCCAACACGGCUAUGGAUUCAGUUGCCACUACUCGUGCAACCAAUGAUGUGAAGAAGAGCACAGGUUUUUUGGGUCCUAGCAUGAUACAAGACAACAAACGUAAGAAAGAAGAGUUUGGGAUGCCCAAGGACCAAAGUGGUAAGAAGAUGUCUAAGGUCGUUGAAAAGGAGGAUUAUCUUAAGAAAGAUGCACAUACUUCUAGACCAGGCCCCGUGGAUGUCAAGACAGAUGUCCAGAGAACAAAAUUUGGAAAUUCAGGGGUGGUUUUGGCUGCUGUUGACAUUUUGGAAGGACCUCGUGUACUGGACCAUGACUCCACAAGCUUUUCUGUCAUUCCAACUUCUAAAGAGCCGUUUUCAAAAGUUGCAUCUUGUGAUGUAUCCAAACGUUGCUCAACAAGUGAAGCACAUCCCCGGGAAGACAAGAUUAGAAACCAUGUUCCUGCUAGAGUUGAGGACUCUCCUAUGGAAAAUGAUGGAGCAGCAACAAAUUUAGAACGGAGUGAUUCUGCUAGUUUACCUAUGACAGAUGAGGUUGUUAGUGAUGCUACCAACAAUAAGGAAGAGGCUGUGGUUCUAAAUCUUGGAACUGAAUCUCAAACGGCGGAGCCCAUGAUUGAAAAUGUUGCAUGUCUUGGUCCUAAUAUUAAGAGGCAGCAUAAUGUCGAAAGUUCAAGUGAUGACAAGGUUAUUUGCUCUUCAGAACACGAGGUUAAAUUGACAGCAGAAGUCCAUGCUGAUCCUGCUGACCUUGAAAGUCAACGUUUACUUCCAAGUGAGGGUAAGUUGGAUAUAACACAAUCAUUGGCGAAACAUGCAGGGACAUCUUCAGGAUGCUUGUCUGAAAAAGCUGAAGUUAAUGCUACCACUAUCGUCAAAUCGGAAUAUAGUGAUUGUAAAUUAAAGGAUGGCAGUAGAAAGACAACUGUUGGUGGUAAUAAUACAACUAAUACUGAUGAAUCACCCAGUGCUCUCUGUCAAUCUAAUCAAGAACCUAAGAUUUCUGAAGUCACAGUAGCAGCAAGAAAGAGUUCAGGACACAAACAAAGUUCAAAGCCUGCUGAAGAUGCACCUAGAUCAAGCUUAGCAGUCGCAACUUCGUUAUCAGCUCUGAAUCACCAUAAAAUAGUUCUAUCCACUGGAAAAUCAUCUUCAGGUACAACAAAGUCUUCUGCUCCUGAGAAUCGAACAUCCUCGAAAGCUCAUAAUCAUGAUUCUAAUGGUAAAGUGAGGGGAAUGUAUGGGAGCAAUCUUAGUAAUAAAAGAGAGAGGUCGUCAAUGGAUGCUGGUAGGGAUGAGGAGAGGCGUGAAAGACCAAAAAAAAUGUUGAAAGAGCACUCAAAGUCAUCAGUUGGUUCGGCUUCGAAGACAUUGCAGUUGACCAAGCUCUCUCAUGCUCCAGUGAAGAAAACAGUAUCAGAAGCAAAGGAAUCAGUCUCCACUUCUGCUGCAAAAACCUCUAUUGUGCGUAGUAACCCUGCUAGUUCACGCUCUGCAGAGUCUUCUACCUCACUGCAAAGUGAGAGUGCAGCACACAUACAGAAUAAAGCUACAGGUCUUCACUUGACACAAAAAUGUGAAAAGAUAAACCAGCCAAGUUGCCAACCAUCUUCUAAAGUGAAUACACACCAGAUGCAUCCUCCACCUUCAUCAUCUCCUCCACUAAGUGAUGAAGCGCUUGCUCUGCUGCUUCAUCAAGAACUUAAUAGUUCUCCUAGAGUUCCUCGAGUGCCACGGAUGCGUCAUGCUGGUAGCUUACCUCAGUUAACCUCUCCAACAUCUACAAGUAUGGCAAUGAAGCGAACAUCUAGCGGUGGCGGAAAAGAUCAUGGUUUGACAUCUAGGAGAAAGUCAAAGGACAUAGGCAAAGAUGGUUCAAACUGUUCUCAGGAGGUGGUUCAGAAAACUAAGAAAUCUGAUAGAUCAACUUCUCCUGUUUGUAGGAGAGAAGAAGAUUCUAUUAGUAAGAGAGAAGGAGAUGCUGGAUCUGCAAAAAGUGUGCAAUCUCUGAAGAAGAGUAGCACACUUGCCUCCAAUACUUCAGCAAGUAGUAGUUUAUGUUCCCUAAAUGAGGCAAAUGAGCAGAACCUGUCUUCAAUGCACAAUUCACCAAGUGCAGCUGCUGAUGAUGAUGCAAAAGUGGCUGGACAUCCUUCACAUCAGACAUUACCAGCUUUGAUUGCUGAGAUUAUGAGCAAAGGACAAAGAAUGACUUAUGAAGAGCUCUGCAAUGCAGUUCUUCCGCACUGGCCGAACUUGAGGAAGCAUAACGGAGAGCGUUAUGCAUAUUCAAGUCACUCUCAGGCUGUCCUUGAUUGCUUGCGGAACCGAAGUGAAUGGUCUCGCAUGGUUGAUCGGGGUCCCAAGACCAGUACAAGUAGGAAGAGACGCAAACAUGAUGUUGACUCCCAAUUUACUGAAUCUGAGGAUAACGAAGAUUGCAUGGAUAGAGCUGCAAAAGAUGUCAGGAACAAAACUUUUGAAUCAAAACAGGAAGAUUUUCCCAAAGGCAAGAGGAAGGCAAGAAAGCGCAGGCGAUUGGCUCUAAAAGGAAGAGGCAUAAAGGAUGUCAGGAGGCGGCAUAGGGCUAAGGUUAUCAGUGAUGAGGAAAUUGGUUCAUCCUCUGAAUCUGGUAGGGACAGUAUGUUCAGCGAAGAUGAAGCACAAGGAGAUGAAACUUCUGCUGGAAAUGAGGCCUCUGCUAGCUCUGAUGAUAGGGCAACCGUGUCAUAAUUUGUGUUAGGUUCUUUUUCAUUUCUUGGGGUGUUUAAUACAAGACAUCUAUCGUUAGAUAAACUGACUCACAAGUCUUGUUCAGUGGCACUGAAGUUAUUGUUUAUAGGAUGUGUCAUUGACCGAUAGCUUUGGGCUUUGGCCAUGUCAUGUGCCGGUCCUAUUGCCAUGUUUGUAUCUCUGUGUCCUUGCAUAGCUGCCUGUUGAUAUUCAUGCACUGAAUUGUAGAUGGAAGUCCUGUACGGAAGCCAUAAGCUGCUGUAAAUAGUUUAGAUGCUGAACUGCAGUUUGCAACCCUGCAAGUCGUGGAGCUUAUGUAGAGGGAAAUUUGAAACUGAUGUUAUUCCUUUGUUUUUAGUUGAUGUUUGGUUUCAUGGUACGGAGCUGGUUUGUAAAUCUGUAAACCCCGUUCUAGAACUAAUAUCUGUAGCCUAAUUUGACAGUGCAGCAAAAAGACAGUUUUGAGUUGGCCUGGUUCUUUGAGUUAUCACUUGACUAAGGAAGUGGGUUAUAUCUUUGUUCAA